This is a messenger RNA of Pseudophryne corroboree (corroboree frog), 1892 nucleotides long. RefSeq names its product G-protein coupled receptor 151-like. The record is from RefSeq and is a predicted model, not a curated record. The coding region runs from base 372 to 1544 and encodes 390 amino acids. Gene Ontology annotation, molecular function: G protein-coupled receptor activity. Gene Ontology annotation, biological process: G protein-coupled receptor signaling pathway. Gene Ontology annotation, cellular component: plasma membrane. NCBI's taxonomy places the organism in Eukaryota, Metazoa, Chordata, Amphibia, Anura, Myobatrachidae. The transcript has a single exon.
GGGGGGCUGCUGCUGCUGCUGGUGGUGGUACAGUAUGUGCACUUUCCACGCCUCUCUCUCUAUAGAAGUAGCUAGGAGCCGGGAUUUCAGCACCACACUCCUGGACAGCGCCGGCCGGACGGAGCUCAGCCUGGGAGUAACGGUCAGCAGCACCUGCGUCAUUCCCCCAGCAGUCUGCGUCACAUUCUCACCGCUAACUACCGCCAACUGCGCCCUGGCUGCGUCAUUUGCGGCUACUUUGAUGCUGACCCCGUUUGCCCUGGGGGAAGCUCACUUUCUGCGGGUCUCUGGACUGCCCUGGCUGAGUGGAAUGCUUGGGGCUCAGUAGGUAAGCAGAAGGUCCACCUCAUUCCAGCUUCUCCUCCAGGACCAUGAACAGCUCCGGGGCUCUGGUGUUCUCCGGUGGGUUGCAGCAGUCCUCCGAGGUGGGCAAGGAGAUCACCCUGGUUUUGCCCCUGAUUCUGAGCGCUAUAUGCCUGGUGGGCUUUGCAGGGAAUUUGCUGCUCAUCGCCGUUUUGGUUCACGACUUCAGGAAAGGCAAAUGCUCAGUGGUCAACUGCCUGGUCAUCAACCUGGGGGCCACGGACCUUCUGCUCAUCCUCUUCUGCAUCCCGGUGCGCAUUGUCACCUAUGCCAGGCAAUCCUGGCUGUUUGGGAGCUUCGUCUGCAAGACCACGGAGUGGUUCCUCCACACCUGCCUGACUGUGAAGAGCCUCACCCUGGCCUCCAUAGGGCAAGCCCGGUACACUCAUGUAGUCACCCCACCCAAGCUCAAUGCCUUCAGCAAGAAGCAUGUGUGGGUGGCACUGCUCCUCGCCUGGUCCUUGUCCCUCCUGCUGCCCCUACCCCUCCUGGUGUUCACCCAGCUGAAGAUGGGGCAGGAGGGUCUGAGUUGCAGCUUUGAUGUUCCGGAUUAUGCCUCCAACUUCAUGAAUGUCUACAGCAAGAUCUACCCGCUGCUUGCCUAUGUCCUGCCCAUGUUCUUCACCUUCUGCUGCUACAUGAGGGCACUGAGGAGGAAGAAGGAGAGGAGGAACCGGGCGCCCAACCCACACGACCUCAGCAGGAAGAUCACCUCUAUGCUCAUGAGUGUCAGCCUGGCUUUCGAAGCCAUGUGGCUACCAGAUUGGAUCGUGUGGAUCUGGUCCAAGCAUAGUAACUAUGGCAUCCUGCAGCCACCCAAUGCCUUGGCAGUGCUAGCUCAGGUCAUCUUGUUCUUGAACUGUACCCUGAACCCCGGGGUGUUUCUGGCCGUGUCCGAUGAGUUCAGGGAAGGGUUUGGGAACAUCUGGACUAUGGCUAAGUGCAACGCGUGCAGUGGAGCAGCUCCAUCCAAAGUUGGGGAGAAUGGCUCUGAUAUGGUCACCAGCAUUCAGUCCUUGCAGGACCUACACUCAACCUCUGCGCACCGACCCUCUCAAGACUCCAAAUUGAGGGAGGAAAAGAUCCUUCCAGACGUGGAGCACUUUUGGCAUGACCGCAGGAACACCACAGCCGGUGAGGAGAAUGACCCCAUGCCAUGGGAGCACCAGGAGAAACCUUAACUACACAGCAGGUGGCUUUAUUCCAGCUCCAUGUGGGUUCUAGACGUGGACAUAUAUGUAUGUGUGUCACGGGGAGGAUGGGGCAAGCUAUCCCCAGAUGCUAAUGUGGUCUCUAGUCAUGGACCUAUGUGUGUUUAUGUACAGUAACGUGGGACUUGGGGCAAGCUCUCCUCAGAUGCCACCGGACAGCUCCAUGGAACAAACCAGCAUCUAACAAGCUUCAUUGCAUAAAGCUUAUAGAUAGGGGUCACAGAAUAACGAAGUUCAUACUCUAAGAGGUCAACAUUGCAGGAUCCAGAGGGAUUAAUGCCCUAGUUUAGGAGCAAGCAAUCUGUAGCCUUCCAGCUG